UCCCUGUCCAUGUCGAUUCUCACUCCUCCAUAACCCACGUACUGUAUCUUCAGGAAAUCCCUGACCUUUCGGUUCGCUUUGCGCGCUUCUCGUCGACACGCCGCAUUGAUCGCCUGUGCGCUUUUCUUUCUCUCCGCGUUAGUUUCCGUCCCCCCGCGCGCCAUGCCGCGUAGCACGCGCCGCCAGAUCCGGCAGGUGGUGAUAGAGAGGGAAGGAGAGGACGACGAGCAGAGCACGUCGGAGGAGGAAGAAGAAGACGACGACGAUGAUUUCGACGUGCGACAGCCGGCGGCGACGAAUGGGGUUCGGACAGCGGAAGGACGCGACGGUCGCGCUGUUGGUGGUGAACCUACCGAAUCUGAGGAGGAGGAGGGAGAGGAGGAGGAUGAGGAGGUGUCGGGGAAGGCGGAACGACGCUCCGCUCGCAACAGAGGCGGAGGGAGAUCCUCGGAGGGGGCGUCGGCGCAUGGCGCGGGGGGAGAAGCGGAGGGGGCGGAAGUAGGGGGGGGCAGGCGAGGGGGAUCGUCGCGGAUCAAGCUGAAUCUCAAGAGCAAGGCGGCUGGGAAAGGCGUGUGCCGGGUGUGCGGCAGCAAGGGCCACGAGGCUGGGUUCGUGGGUUCAGUGUACAUAGACUGCCCCAACCGUCCGUGCUUCCUCUGCAAGCUGCCAGGCCACACGACGGCCACGUGUCCGCACCGAGUGGGUGUGGAGGACGGCAGUGCGGCGGUGAAGGGAGGGCGCACGCACGAGGGGGUGCUGCACACCGUGCAGCAGCGCCAGAUCACAGGCACGCUGCCACGGGUGGCGCGGCACCGGCGGGUGCUGCCUAGUGUGGUGGAGGCGGCGGUGAUAGCGCUGCACAUGCGGCGUGUCACCGUGCUGGAGUUCCAUGCCACCCGGGACGACGUGCUGCUCUCUGGCGACAAGAGGGGGCACAUAGGGCUGUGGAACUACGAGAGGGAGCGCGACACAACGGUGCAUCAAAGCGCACACCAGUACCAGAUCAGCGCGCUCAGGCACCGCCCAUCAUCAGACGCAGUGGUGCUGUCCUCGUCGCUGGACGGCAAGGUGUGCCGUGUGGACCUGGAGACGGGGCAGGCGACCGCCCUGGCGAACCUCAACCCGUUGGGGUGGCAGGGCGACGAGCGCUCGUGGGGAAGCUUCUACGCCAUGGACGCCCCUGCUCAUGCUCAUGCCAGCCAGCGCUCGGUGGUGGUUGCUGGGGAUAACUUUGGGCGCAUGCACAUUCUGGACGAGCGCAUGGAGGAACAGGCAGUGGCAGGUGUGGCGGGGUGCCAUGCCAGCCGCACCAAGGUGGUGUCACUGCACCUCAACCCCGCCGACCCGCACCUCCUGCUCUCCGCUGGCUCCGACCACUGGGUGCAUCUAUGGGACAUACGGCAGCUGUCUCCUUCCCAUCGCCUGGCGUCCAUGCAGCACCCGCGGGUCGUUAACAGCGCUUACUUCUCGCCCAUCACGGGAACGAGGAUCCUGACCACGUGCCAGGACAACCGGCUGCGCGUGUGGGACAGCGUGUUCGGCGCGCUGCAGCAGCCCAGCAGCACCAUCGUGCACUCGCACGACUUCAACCGAUACCUCUCGCCCUUCAAGGCGCACUGGGACCCCAAGGACGACGCGGAGCGCGUGGUGGUGUGUGGGAGGUACAUCAGCGACGACUACAACGGCGUGGCGCUUCACCCCAUUGACUUCCUUGACGCGUCCUCGGGGGCGCUCCUGGCGUCCGCCGUGGACCUGCACCUCACCACCAUCUCGCCCGUCAACCUGCCGCACCCAAGAUGCGACCUGCUGGCCACUGGCAGCUCCAGGUCUAUCUACAUCUGGACUGUACCUGAGGAUGCGGAGGAGGGGGAUGGGGACCAAGGUGCAGAAACGUCACUGCAAGGCGGGCUUUCAGGUGCAAGGGCGUGGGGCAUGGGGGGAGCGGGGCAGCAGCAGCAAGCAGCGUUUGGGAACAGAGGCUCUAUCCGAAUGUUCAACGCUGAUAUAUGGGGUAAAGGCAGAGGGAAGGGGCAUGCACUGGGAACGGAGAAGGCGCAGGGGAAGGGGAAGAGCAAUGGCAAGGUCAAGGGCAAGGGGAAAGGGAAAGGGGGGGGGGAGGAGGAGGACGAGGCGCUGACGGCAGCUCUGGUUGAGUCUGCGGCACUGGCGGUGGCUGCUAAGGUGGGGAAGAAUGUGGGAGGGAGGGGUAGGAAGGGAGGAGGGAAGGGAGUGGUGAUUCAAGCACCGGAGGUAGAUGGUGGGAUGGAGGGUGGUCGGCAGAUGCAGAGUGGGCGGGCGGUGCUUGCGGCGUGUUUGACAGGGGGUAGGGGGAGGGAUGGUGCUGGUGUGGAAGAAGAGGGUGGGGAGGACAAGGGGAGCAAGCGGAAGGGAGGGGGGAGAAGAGAGGGAGCAGCGACAAGAGGAGGUCGAGGGAAGCGGAAGGGCAAAGGGACGGAAUCGGACGACGAGAGCGAGGAGGAAGAGGAGGAGGAGGAGGAAGCGGAGGAAGAGAUAGUGGAGGUUAUAAGGCCAGUUACAAGGCGGACUAGAUCACGAAGGUGACUUGGAUUGACUAGGGCAAUUAUCCCCAGUGUAACCUUCGCAUUUCGUACCUUAAUGCGGAUAAUUCAAUGCUAAUAGUGGUAUGGGCACAACAAAAUGAUGGAUUGCUUUUGUGUCACAUGGAACGUAGGUCUAGUGAAUUUGUUUUUAU
This is a messenger RNA of Closterium sp. NIES-67, 2713 nucleotides long. The record is from the annotation of a GenBank genome assembly. NCBI's taxonomy places the organism in Eukaryota, Viridiplantae, Streptophyta, Zygnematophyceae, Desmidiales, Closteriaceae.